AUGAGGCAAAUGUCGGGGCAAUUAUACUCUUGCUCGCUGCGCCACUUGCAUUGGGCAAUGAAGUGCCUGGGCAUAAUUCCCCUCGGGCAGCACUUCUAUCUGAAAAUUGUGUGCAACCUGGUGAUGGUGAUCGUGAUCAGCAUUGCCAUCUUCUGGCGCUUCAGCUUCAACUAUGAGUUCAGCUACGACUUCCUCAACGAUCACAUGUCCCGCACCAUCGAUCUGAGCAACUUCGUGGCCCUGAUGUCCACCCAUUUCACCAUCGGGAUGGAGAUACUCUGGGGCAAUCGGAGCGCGGAAAUCGAGCAGCAAAUGGAGCAGAUCCUGCACGACCUGCGUGUCCACCUGGGCAGAGAGGGCAGCCUGCAGCGGAUACGCCGCUACUCGAUGGCCAUCUACGGAUCGCUGCUCGGCCGAUUCCUGAUGCUCUUCGGCGCGGCUGUGUACAACAACGAAGGUAUGGUCUACUCUGCCAUGUACUCGGAGCUGGUGCUGUUGCUGCGCUUCACGGAAUUCAGCCUCUACUGCGGCGUGGUGCUGGUGCUCCAUCAGGAGCUUUGCUCGACUGGCUCCAGUCUCCUGGUGGAGCUGCACCUAACCCGCUUCGAGCUGUGGCCCCAGCGCCGCUUCACAUUGGAGAAGCUCUCCCGCCUGCAGCGUAUCCACGGCCGCCUCUGGCAAACGAUCCGCCUCAUCGAGCGCAACUUUCAGCGCAGUCUGUCCCUCAUGCUGCUGAAGUUCUUCGUGGAUACGGCUUCCCUGCCCUACUGGCUCUACCUGAGCAGGAUCCAGCACACAAGAGUGUCCAUCCAAUACUACUGUGCCAUUGAGGAGUUCUGCAAGCUGAUGGAAAUCAUUGUGCCCUGCUGGCUCUGCUCCCGCUGUGACCUCAUGCAGCGAAAGUUCCGCUCAAUUUUCUACAGUCUGGCCACGGGUCGCCGCAACGGACAGCUGAAUGCCGCACUGAUCCGCAUUUGCAUCCAGCUGGGGCAGGAGAAGUAUCAGUUCAGUGCCGGAGGAUUCGCCUACAUCAGCACCGAAAUGCUGGGAACGUUCCUAUUUGGCGUGAUCAGCUACAUUGUGAUUGGCAUUCAGUUCAAUCUGAAUUUAAAUGCCAGCAGCUCCAGCAAACUGGCCUUAAAGGCUGCUGCAGCGGAUGCCCCAGUUUGA
This is a messenger RNA of Drosophila obscura, 1170 nucleotides long. RefSeq names its product putative gustatory receptor 98a (gene Gr98a). NCBI's taxonomy places the organism in Eukaryota, Metazoa, Arthropoda, Insecta, Diptera, Drosophilidae. The transcript has 3 exons. The record is from RefSeq and is a predicted model, not a curated record. Gene Ontology annotation, cellular component: membrane. Gene Ontology annotation, biological process: sensory perception of taste. The coding region runs from base 1 to 1170 and encodes 389 amino acids.